This is a messenger RNA of Sorghum bicolor (sorghum), 802 nucleotides long. RefSeq lists its product as uncharacterized. The record is from RefSeq and is a predicted model, not a curated record. The transcript has a single exon. NCBI's taxonomy places the organism in Eukaryota, Viridiplantae, Streptophyta, Magnoliopsida, Poales, Poaceae. Bases 56 to 577 code for a protein of 173 amino acids.
UGCUGGUAAGAACUCGCGCGAAGCAAGCAAGCCUGCUGGGCGCCAGGGAUACUUCAUGGACUAUGGCAAACCGCUCGUGAAGAGUGAGCUCAGGCUCUCCCUGAAUCCUCCUCCUUGCGCCCAAGACAACAACCCCACCACUCCCACCGGAGCCGCCUCCGAUGGCUCGUCGUCGCCAUCCUGCGCGUCGGCCGUCGUCGCCCUGUCCUUCCUCGGGCUCAACAGCGUCGUAGCCAUCUACCGCUCGAGACACGACCCCCGGUCCAUACUGUUUGUCACCGUCUGCUUCUUCUGCGUCGUCCUUCUCUUCCACCUGCUUCGUGUGUUCGAGAGACUGCCGCCGGGAUCGCCCAGGAGGUUGCCGGUGAAGGCGGCCGUAUGGGCCUUGACGACCACCCUGACGGUGAUGUUCUCCGGCAGAGUUGCCCCGUUGAUGCCUGCGCCUGUCGCCGCCGUCGUGUGGUCGAUGGCCGCGGUGACCAUCCUCGCGGGCUUCUACUUGUUCUUCGUGUGCCCGGACGCCGCCUCCACCGCCGCCGACGAGAAACCGGCCUGCAAGGUUGCCGAAGGCCCGUGAAUUGUUUAUGUAUGUGCUUUUGUAUUUGUUAUUAUUACAAAUAUCUUGUAAGGAACAUAUCAUACCAACGGCAUAAUCGGAGCUGGUUCGCUAUAUUAGGCAUUGCUCGAACGGCCAAAACACGCUCGCAGGUUCGCACGUCCUCAGACGUUUCCGCGACUAUCCUCGAACUUUCUCUCCUCCUGUAUAAGUAUCAGACUAUGAUCGAUGAUUCAUUUCAUUUUA